AAAGCCUUUUUGCACAGUCCCUUGUUCUGUCAUUUCAAAACGUGCCGGAGAGGGUGGGUCACUCCUUCAGGGAAAAGAUGGUUUUUCCUCCCGUUUCCAUAUUUAUAGGAGCAUCUUUCUUUGAUAUGUCCGCCUACCUUUUUGACGAUAUUUCGCUCUCGCCCGGUCACUGUUUCUCCGGCCAUCUUGUUUUCUGCCUCGCCAUCGACAUUUGCCCACUUUAGCAGAUACAGAAACCGCGAUGCCUGAGUUUCGCACCAAGUUCGAGUCUUUUCGAUUGGUGUUGAUGGUACUGUUCCAAGUUCUGGUGGCCAUAGUGUUUGUUUCGGCCGACAGAAGCCUCCCGUUUGAGUCUCCGGGACUUGGCGGGACGGAAAAAACGGGGAGCGAGUACUUUCUCCGAGCAGUGGAUUACUUAUGGAAGCUGAAUCAAUCUAGUUAUCAGCAUGUCUGGCCGGAGAUGAAUUUUGGGUGGCGGAUUGUCGUCGGUACUGUGAUUGGAAUCUUCGGAGCGGCUUUUGGGAGUGUUGGUGGCGUUGGCGGUGGUGGCAUCUUCGUUCCCAUGCUGAGCAUGGUUAUCGGGUUCGACCCCAAAUCAUCAACCGCCAUAUCAAAGUGCAUGAUCAUGGGUGCGGCAAUCUCAACGGUCGUGUACAACCUCAAGCUGAGGCAUCCUACCCUUGACAUUCCCAUAAUCGACUACGAUCUAGUGUUGCUCAUCCAGCCAAUGCUUAUGCUUGGCAUUAGCAUAGGCGUCAUGUUCAACCUCAUAUUCGCCGACUGGAUGGUUACGAUCUUGAUUAUUCUCUUGUCACUGGGCACCUCAACCAAAGCAUUCUUCAAAGCCUUAGAAACCUGGAGUAGGGAAACCGUUUUGAAAGAGGUAGAUCCUCGUGCAAACUCAAAUUAAGGAAAGCUUCCAACGACAUUAAAGUUUUUCCUGGAAUCAAAAUUGCUAGUGCUGCCACAAUGCAUU
Syzygium oleosum is the source of this 976-nucleotide messenger RNA. RefSeq names its product sulfite exporter TauE/SafE family protein 3-like. Gene Ontology annotation, biological process: protein ubiquitination. The record is from RefSeq and is a predicted model, not a curated record. Bases 242 to 910 code for a protein of 222 amino acids. Gene Ontology annotation, cellular component: membrane; Cul4A-RING E3 ubiquitin ligase complex. NCBI's taxonomy places the organism in Eukaryota, Viridiplantae, Streptophyta, Magnoliopsida, Myrtales, Myrtaceae. The transcript is spliced from 4 exons.